CUUAGCACGUUUCGUUUCCUUCCCUUUCUCGCUCCUUCCGUGACAUUUUUGCGAAACGUCGGUCUCGUUUCUUAUGAAAAUUCAUCAAAAAAAUCACAUUAGGGCAUGCUCGGUAAAGUUUUUCGCACGAAACACCGUGAUAUAAAAUCUAUAACCGUGGUUAAGUUUUUUUGUGCCAAGUGCAAUUAAACAAUCAAGAUUCCGCCGAUAAUUCAAAGCCUACCCAGUGGGUGGCUUAUUUUGGGAGCACCGGGUGAGUCCGGCGCGUCUACCAGUGCCGGGCGUGUGAGGCCUAGCAGGCCGCACGAGGCCGCUAGACCCCGCCCCGCGCCACGCUGCUGGCGCCGCGCUCUCAACGUCGACCCGCCCUGGCUGCGAGCGAGGGCCCGCUGACGCCAUCUAGACAUUACCUGACACUUGUGGACUAGCGCUAGUGGGCCACCACAACCCGGCUCGAACACCUGACACCGACCCCUUCGGCCCGGACAGGCAAGCGCAGCAUAGCCGACCCCACGCUCCGGCGCUGCCGGGGCUAAGUCGGCUCCAAAGUCAACCUUAACACAACUGCUAAAGGCUCAAAAUCCCAGACAACAUGAAGGUCGUGGAAGAAGAACAGCUUAUCACCGUGAUGGACGGGCCGUGGUCCCCAACCGGUCUGAUCCGAGAGAUCGUGGACUCGGGCACGCAGGAGGAUCCCUUCUACAUCAUGGAUUUGGGAGAAGUGGUGGCGCGGUACCAUCGCUGGAAGGAGCUAAUGCCACGCGUUGAACCGUUCUAUGCGGUGAAAUGCAACGACGACAAGCUCCUGGUGAGCACUCUGGCGGCGCUGGGCGCGGGCUUCGACUGCGCCUCCAAGGUCGAGAUCGAGCUCGUCACCUCCAUCGGAGUCGCUCCUGAACGCAUAAUAUUCGCGAACCCCGCCAAGAUGGCGUCGCAUAUCCGCUACGCGUCGGCCAUGGGAGUGGACGUCAUGACCUUCGACUCCGAGACCGAGCUUAUGAAGAUCAAACAGUUCAUGCCGCAUGCGCAGCUAGUGAUCCGCAUCCGCUGCGACGCGGCGGCGGCGCAGUGCCCGCUGGGCAUCAAGUUCGGCUGCGACCCCCUCACCGAGGCGCCGCGCCUGCUCAAGCUGGCCGCCGUGCUCGGACUUGACGUGGUAGGCGUAUCAUUCCACGUGGGCAGCGGUGCAUCAGAAACAGCAGUAUACGGCCGCGGCAUAUCCCUCGCGCGGGCGCUGUUCCGCACCGCCCGCGACGCCGGCCACGUGCGCAUGCAGCUGCUCGACAUCGGCGGCGGCUUCCCCGGCGGACGCCACGACGACAUCCAAGAGGUAUCGGAAGUGAUAAACGCAGCUUUAGAAGAGCACUUCCCGAUAGGCUCGGUGCGAGUGAUCGCCGAGCCGGGGAGGUACUUCGCUGCCGCCGCUUACACGCUCGCCGCUAUGGUACACGCUAAACGAGAGAUUGCGCCUAUUGAGAGCGGAGGCGAGACGCACACGAUGUACUUCAUCAACGACGGCGUGUACGGCUCCUUCAACUGCGUGCUCUACGACCACCAGCACGUCAAGGCAGAGACACUCAAUGACAACGGCACCCCACUCUCCGAAUGCUCAGUCUGGGGUCCGACCUGCGACGGCCUCGACUGCGUGCUCCCCAACGUGCGUCUCCCGACCCUCGCCAUCGGAGACUGGCUCGUCUUCCGCGACAUGGGAGCCUACACCCUGCCUGUGGCUUCGGCCUUCAACGGCUUUCCCGUGCCCACUGUGCGGCCCGUUGUCGAUGCUAGGCUUGCUUCCAUCCUCAAAGAGCUGCGUCCACUAACCGCCUCUCAAUUCGCGGCCACUCGCUCGGGAGCCACCUCAGGCCCGCCCAGCCCGACAGCUCCGGCCAGUCCGCACGCCGAGGCCUCUCCCCUGCCGCCGCCCGCUCGCGCCGUGUUCGUGGAGUGCGCUCUCAAGUGACGCCCGCACGCGGCCUGCACACACACACUCAACAAACCAGCAUGUAUCACGUCACCAGUAUCAAGUCUGACAGCAAAAUUGACGCCUGCUUUGGUUAACGUGUCGUCACCACCAGCUGAUAUAACGUCACCAGUAUCAGAACUCACUUCAUCUCUAUCAGAUCUGACAUCAAAAUUUUCAGAUGUGACCUCAAAAUUGUCGUCGCCACUAUCUGAUACAACUUCAUCACAGGCUAAAGCAACGUCUUCACUUGAUAUGACGUCGCCAAUAUCAGAUCUGACGUCAAAAUUAUUAGAUGUGACCUCAAAAUUGUCGUCGCCACUGACUAAUGUGUCGUCACCACUAUCUGAUAUAACUUCAUCACAGGCUAACACGAAGUCACCACUUGAUAUAACGUCGCCAAUAUCAGAUCUAACGUCAAAAUUGAUAUCACCGCUAGCAAAUUUCACGAUGUCAGUCGUACGAAGCCGGUAACAUAUAAUGUCGCCCUAUAUAUUGUUCUAUUGUUUUUAUUUAUAACGUAUCUUGUUCAUCUGUGCAGGUUAUCACAUUGCGUAUUUACUUACUAAACACAUUAAUGGGUAACUUGCAAUUGCAACAUUUAACUAUAACGAUAAUCGAACCAUUUUCAGUUGUCAAGUCACCGAAUAGACCAAUGAGCGACAAUUUCACGGCUGGCUAUGGUUUGGUUAUCGUUAUAGUUAAAUGGUGCAAUUCACCCUUAAAAUUAAAUACAUGUAUGUAUUUUGAAUAUUUUUAUUUAUAAAUUGUAUUUAUUGCUUACUCUACAUUACUCGUGAAGUUGACCAAAGAUAAAAACAUUUCGAAUAGUUUUGUUAUUUAUAACAUUAGCUCAAUGUUGCGGCCUCGUUAUAAUAAAGGUGAUAAUCCAUUGUCUUUGAAUUGGGCGGAGCUGCGAGAAAUAAACUGUGAAAAUAAAGUAAUUCUAUUGGUUGAAUUUCUUAUAGCUGUCGAUUCAGAUUCUUUGGAUUGUCGCCCUAAAAGCUACGCGAUUCAGAGGUUCCAACGUCGAAUAAACUGUGACUUUUCUCGAUUCCGCUUCUAUGGAAGGUAGACAAAUAUAACUUUUACGUCUUUGCACUAAGGUUCAUAUUUCGUCACUUCAUAAGUUGCGUUGCGUUGAUACCUUGGAACUCUGAAAACGUGACUCAUAACUUCUAUUAAUGAUAGAGUGUGUGUGAAAACUCGCUGGAGUAUAGUAAAAGUAGAAAAUCUUUGCAUUUCAGUAGCUAUUUUAAUCUCUCAUUAAAUUCAAAAUUUGGGGUCAGUUUUUUUUAAAUAUUUUUUUGUAUAAACUAAUGUAUUAAAUUAAAUGUUUUUUGUGUAGCGAUUUGAUCGUUAACAACUAAAAUAUUUAUGUGAUUCUUAAAUUAUGUGCUGUCGCUUCGACGGGGAUUUGUUAAUCGUUGUUUUUUUGCUUACUAAUAUUUAUUUGUUAGCGCAAACUGCCUAAGGUGUAUUGUAUUUACAAAUCACGGUGUUUUUUGUUGCGUUUACUCGUAGCCGUAAAAUUUUCGCUAAAAAUGUAUUUCGAUGUUUCAGUUACCGACAUGUGUAAUGGAUUUAAGAAUUUUUCAUUGUUGUUUCAUCUCAUAGGAUGAGUUUCGCAAAAUAUUUGUGGCAAUGGCUUUUUAAAUAAACUUUUGUGGAAUGUGA
Messenger RNA from Helicoverpa armigera (cotton bollworm), 3637 nucleotides. RefSeq names its product ornithine decarboxylase 1. The record is from RefSeq and is a predicted model, not a curated record. Gene Ontology annotation, molecular function: ornithine decarboxylase activity. Lineage: Eukaryota; Metazoa; Arthropoda; Insecta; Lepidoptera; Noctuidae. Gene Ontology annotation, cellular component: cytoplasm. The transcript has 12 exons. The coding region runs from base 593 to 1960 and encodes 455 amino acids.